Messenger RNA from Acanthamoeba castellanii str. Neff, 2028 nucleotides. Its product is annotated as Ras family protein. Gene Ontology annotation, biological process: small GTPase-mediated signal transduction. The record is from RefSeq and is a predicted model, not a curated record. Lineage: Eukaryota; Discosea; Longamoebia; Acanthamoebidae. Gene Ontology annotation, molecular function: GTPase activity; protein binding; GTP binding. Bases 1 to 2028 code for a protein of 675 amino acids. The transcript has 8 exons.
AUGCGCGCAAGCCGGGCCUCUGUCCAGGAGAGCGAUUCGACCGACAGCGACAGCAGGCGGCUGCCUCUCGACGCUGGCCAGGACAGAGCGCAUCAUCAGCACACCACGCGCAACAAGGAUAUCAUCCUCUACACUGCUGUCCACAACACCGAUGACAUCAAAAGCCAAGGCCGGUACCAGUGCGACGAUGUGGACCAGGGAGACAUGGGCGCGCUCGUCUGGCUGUCACGGCUCAUCGAGAGCGGUCAGGAUGACAAGCACUCGAGGCAGCACGCCAUCUUCGCGACCUCCAUCGGCCGAGGAGGAGCACAGAAGUACCGACACCAGCGGCCUGGCGGCGAUGCUGGGCUGCUCGAUCUGUCGUCGGCCGUUCGGCUGACCGAUAGCUCAGCCCAGGGCCAGCUGGGCUCGCGGAUCGCGCAGGUCAUCACGCACGUGACGACCCUCGACCUAACCGGCCACGGGUUCGACCACUUCCCGGAGGAGCUGCUGCGGCUGACGAGUCUGCGCAACCUGUGCCUGGCCGACAACCGAAUCGAGGAGCUGCCGGCCGGUAUCGAACGCCUCAGCCUGCUCGAGCGCCUGGUGCUGCGCAACAACCGGCUGACGUCGCUGCCCCUGGAGCUGGGUCACCUGGAGAACAUCAGGGAGCUAUGUGUCUGUGGAAACUUGAUCGCGCACGUACCCACUGCCGUCGGCCAGCCCUACCGAUUGCCCGAAUUGCGCCCGCUGUCAUUCAUGAAGGAUCGCGAGGCCAAAUGCAGUGUCAAGCUGGUGAUGAUCGGCGACCUGGCGUCCGGCAAAACGGACAUGGCCGUGACCUACAUCCAGGGCAAGUCACCUCGAAGGCCGCGAGAGAGCGCCAUCGCGUCGGCCUUUUCCUCCACUGUAGUGCCCCGGGGCCGCAUGCACGCCCCAGUCACGGUCUCUGUCUACGACACUUCAGGCCAAGAGGAAUUCGAAAACAUCCGGGUGAUGUCGUACGAGAAAGCCGACGUCUUCAUCGUCACCUAUUCGGUGGUCGACCCGCCCUCUUUCCACAGCAUCCGCGACGUGUGGUGGCCUGAGAUUCACGGCCUGUACCCCGAGGUACCGGUCGUGCUUGUGGGCACCAACUGUGGCCGCCGGGAGGACAAGCGGACGCUCCAGAAACUCAAGCUGCAGAGCCUCCGACCAGUCCGGGUGGAGGAGGCGCACGCACUCGCCGCCGAUAUGGAGGCUGUGGCCUACUUCGAGUGCGACGUAUCGCAGAGCGAGGGCGUUCGCGCGGUCUUCGAAGAAUGCGUGGAGCUCAUCCUCGCGUUGGCCGAUCACGACCAAACGAGAGCGCACAGCGGCAGCAGGAUCGGAAGGAAGCGAACCGAUGACGACGAGCCGACGGGGUGCUUCCCGUUCCUUGUGCGGCAGACGAGCGGCAGCCCGGCAGCCCGGCAGCCCGGCGGAGGGCGGACACCUGUUGACGUCAAAGGCGUGCUCGCGCCGGUGGAAGGCGCGGAAGUGAGUUCUCGACCCUCGCCCACGCCGACGGAGUGGAACGCACGGUGGCUGGAGCGCGAACGAAAGCGGCGGCGAGGGCAAGACGCGUGCUACUACCAAUCGCACCAGCUAGCAGACUACCACCGCCUAGGUGGGAAGACAGAGACCCACACAAACACCAAGGAAGACAAAGGAAAGGAGAAAGUGGCGCAGGAAGAAGAAGCGGGGCGACCAGAGCGGAGCAAGCGAACGAGGAGCAGAGAAGAAAGACGAGAGGAGAGCAGUACCGACGGGCUGCCAGCAGACGAGCCAAGCGGUGGCAACGUGGUUCGUCCGCCCGAACCGCAGCUGAGGAAGAAACGGAGCUUGCGGCGGCUGCUGGCUGCCGUCUCCCUCCGGCAGCUGAAGCCGGACCCUACACCGUCCGUCGUGUCUUCCGCGCCGCCGUCCCUCUCCGUACUGCCGGCCAGCCCGCCCGGCAAGAAGGUCGGGUGGACCCAGUUCGGCGACGAAGCAGUGCGCCCAGGAGACGCCAGGCUCAGCUCAGACUGA